Exserohilum turcica Et28A is the source of this 1011-nucleotide messenger RNA. RefSeq lists its product as uncharacterized. Bases 1 to 1011 code for a protein of 336 amino acids. NCBI's taxonomy places the organism in Eukaryota, Fungi, Ascomycota, Dothideomycetes, Pleosporales, Pleosporaceae. The record is from RefSeq and is a predicted model, not a curated record. The transcript has 2 exons.
AUGGCACCUCACGCGGAAGAGCCUCAGGCAGACUCAGGUGUUGAUCUCAUCCAACAUGACGGCAAAAGUUACGGCGAUUGGCGCGACGAAUUCCAUCGCUAUGGCUGCGCGGUCGUGAAGAAUGUUAUAACACUAGAACGGGCAGAUUAUUACAAGAAAAAGCAACUUGAAUGGCUUCAAUCCUUCGAUCUUGGGUUUGACCCCAAUGACGAAUCCACCUGGACGGCAGAACAUCUUCCUGUCAGCUUCAAGGGCGGCAUGUACUUUGCCUAUGCCAGCACUCACGAGAAGUUCGUAUGGGAGGCCCGCACAGAGCCUAAUGUCGUUGAUAUCUUUACAAAACUAUGGGGAACGGACGAGCUUCUGUGUUCUUUCGAUGGAAUGAACAUUACCCUACCACGACAAAAGGACCUGACUUGGAGCCCAUGGCCGCAUUGCGACCAGAACGAGAACCGCAAAGGAAUGCAGUGUGUUCAGGGGCUGUUAAACUAUCAGCCCAACGGCCCAAAGGACGGCGGUUUGAUCUUGAUGAAGGGAAGCUCAAAACUCUUCGACGAGUUUUUCGCUGAGCAACGAGAACAAGAUGAGCAUGAGGACAAACCCCCACCAGAGGAAGAUUUUCGGGAUCUUUUCAUCUUCAAGGAGGAAGACGUGAAGUGGUUCGAAAGCAAGGGCUGCGUAUUACAGAAGAUUGAUAUGGAACCCGGUGACAUGGUUUUGUGGGACAGCAGAACAAUGCACUACGCAGCCCAUCCUCAGGGCGACCGCAUUCGACACGUGCAGUACAUCUGCAUGACGCCACGGAAAUUUGCGAAAGAGGAAGACAUCGAGUUGAAGGCUGAGCUAUUUGACAACUUCCAGGGUACCACACAUUGGCCCCAUUGCAAUAUCCAUAAGGCUGGUCCGCCACUUCGCGAUGGCAAAAUGUGCCCAAAGAAUAGAAGUGAACCAUUGGAAAAACCAGAGCGUACGGAUCAGAUAUUAAAGUUGGCUGGAGUCAAAGUUUACUAA